Trypanosoma theileri is the source of this 1341-nucleotide messenger RNA. RefSeq names its product thiol transferase Tc52. Lineage: Eukaryota; Euglenozoa; Kinetoplastea; Trypanosomatida; Trypanosomatidae. The transcript has a single exon. The record is from RefSeq and is a predicted model, not a curated record. Gene Ontology annotation, cellular component: cytoplasm. Bases 1 to 1341 code for a protein of 446 amino acids.
AUGACGAAGGCGUUGAAACUAUUUAAAAACGCAAUAUGUCCAUAUUCUCAACGUGCUAUGAUUAUGGCAAAAGAGAAACAACUUACUGUGGAAGAAGUGGAUAUUCCUCUUGGAGAUGAUAAACCAAAGUGGUACAAGGAUAUUAACCCACGUGAGACAGUACCAACACUUCAGGUUGAUGGAAAGCGUUUUGUAUAUGAGUCAGAUCUUAUUAUGCGUUACCUUGCCGGUAUUACCGCAGACAAAAAUAAUUUGUUGGGUUCUACACCUUAUGAACGCCACCGCGUGGAGUUUUUCAUGUCUCAGGUUAGUGACCUUAUUGGAGCAUACUUUACUCUGAGUGAAGAUCCUUUUAAUGAGGCAAAACGAAAAGCGGUAGAUGACAAUACUGAAUAUAUUGAAGCUAUUGUUGCUGAACAGCAAAACGAAGGACCAUACUUUCUUGAUAAAACAUUUUCCAUCGCUGAUAUUACGGUAUUACCUUUCUUUAUUCGUUUCCACCCAGUUUUAAGUUACUAUGCCGGUUACGAUAUAUUUACGAAGGCUCCUCGCAUGAAGAGAAUGUUUUUCGAAUCUAUUAAGCGACCUUCUGUAAAGGAAACAACACUAAAUCCAGAAGAUUACAUUGUUGCCUUUAAGACACAUGUACCAUCAUCACACCUUACAUGGCCACUCGCCCCAAACCAUGUAUUAUUUGUUAAUAUGAUGUGUCCUUUUGCCGAUCGUCCACGGCUAGCAUGUGCGGUAAAAAAUAUUGAUUUCCCCAUUGUUGAAAUUGAUUUGAGUAAAAAGCCCAAAUGGUACUCAUGGAUUAACUAUCGUGAGACUGUACCAACAUUACUUACACCGCAAGGUUCUUAUGUUCAUGAAUCUCAGCCUAUUGUUCACUACAUUGAUGAACAAUUUCCAGAGAAAGGUCCACAACUUCUUCCCAAGGAUGCAGAUGGUUCCUAUUAUGUAAGAUUUGCUGAAUCUAAUGCCAGUUAUUUUCAUAGUGCCAUGUAUGGUCUCAUGAAGAAUCCACAAGACAAGGGUGCAAAGGAAGAUAUUGAGUGGGUGGGUAGUGAAUUAGAAAAGCAACUAAAAGAACAACACUUUGGUGCAGGACCCUUCUUUGGCGGUAAUAAAAUGAAUGCCGCUGAUGUCUAUGUUCUCCCCAUGCUGGUACGGAUGAAGGCGUGUGCACCAGAGUUGACUGGUGGUUACGAUUUCUUCGCCAAACACAAAUUACUUGAAGCCCUUGUGGACGCUGGUCUCGCAUCGGAGGCGGGUAAGAAGGUCUUCCUUCCACUGCAGGAGUACCACAAUCUAUACAAGGCAAAGUUUGGUACCUCUUCAUAA